Molecule: messenger RNA, 4909 nt
Organism: Zalophus californianus (California sea lion)
Lineage: Eukaryota; Metazoa; Chordata; Mammalia; Carnivora; Otariidae
Gene: ZNF619
Product: zinc finger protein 619
Exons: 5
Coding region: 191-1882 (563 amino acids)
Biological process (GO): regulation of DNA-templated transcription
Source: RefSeq, a predicted model, not a curated record
GGCGCGUUCCGCACUGUCCGCGAACUCAGGCGUCGGGCUGCGCGGACACCGCCCGAGGGGCCCCUGCCCGCAGAGGCGCCGUCAACCCUCCUGCCCCGGAGAGCUGGCCUGACGUCCCUCGGCUCGCGCUCCACAGGUUCUUGCUUUUCCAAACAGAGAGGGCAGUGCAUGAAGCCAGGGGUCGUCAGCCAUGCUCCAGACAGUGUGGUCCCAGGAGCCAGUGACCUUUGAGGAUGUGGCCGUGUACUUCACCCAGAAUCAGUGGGCCAGCCUGGACCCCAUGCAGAGGGCCCUGUACCUAGAGGUGAUGCUGGAGAAUUAUGCAAACAUAACUUCCUUGGCAGCAUUGCCAUUCCCCAAACCAGAUCUGAUACUCCAGCUGGAGCAAGGGGGAGCACCAUGGGGCCUGGAUCCCUGGACACCCCUUGAGGGGGAGGCCCUGGGAGGUGUCCACAUAGGUGGUAAAAACAAGAUCGAGCGUGAGGAGCAAAGCCCAAGACUAAACAUUUCUAAAGACUCAGCAGCCCAUAGACUGAUGGUGGAGGGGCUGCUCACAGAAGCUCCCCAGCACCCUCACCUUAAGGACAACUUAGGAAGGCCACAGCCAUGUGACGCAGGGGAGAAAACAAACCAAGGAGGUUUCACGGACUUGCUGGUCCAGGACUACAGAGCUCCCGUCAUCAAAAGGGAGGAGGCAGGUAGGAAGCUGGAAGGAAGCACCAGUGUCAAUACCCACCUCCUGUCAAAGCAGGGCCUCCCUGGAGGACUGGCAUUUUAUAAAUGUGGUGAGUGUGGCCGAUAUUUCAGCCAACAUUCAGACCUUUUGCAGCAUCAGAGGAUUCACACUGAUGACAAGCCCUACAAGUGCAGAGAGUGCGGGAAAGCCUUCAGGUAUAACUCAAAACUCUCCCGACACCAGAAAACCCACACCGGGGAGAAGCCUUACUCGUGUCAGGAGUGUGGACAAGCCUUCGGUCAAAAUUCCCACCUCCUUCAGCACCAGAAACUCCACGGUGGAGAGAAGCCCUUCGGAUGUCAGGACUGUGGGAAAACCUUCAGCUACAACUCAAAACUCAUCCGGCAUCAGCGAAUCCACACCGGGGAGAAACCCUUUCAGUGUAAGGACUGUGGGAAGGCUUUCCGGUGUAGCUAUGACCGAAUCGUCCAUGAGCGCACCCACACCGGGGAGAAGCCCUACAAGUGUCAGGAGUGCGGGAAAAGUUUCAGUUCAAAUUCAGUCCUCAUCCAGCACCAGCGCAUCCACACCGGGGAGAAGCCCUACGCAUGUCGGGAGUGCGGGAAGGCCUUCCGCCGGAGCUCCGUGUUUCUCCAGCACCAGAGGCUCCACACUGGGGAGAAGCUCUACAAAUGCAAAGAGUGCUGGAAAACGUUCAGCUGUAGCUCUCGCUUUACGGUGCACCAGCGCAUCCACACCGGGGAGAAGCCCUAUGGCUGCCAGGAGUGCGGGAAGGCCUUCAAUCAGAAGGUCACCCUGGUCCAGCAUCAGCGGCUCCACACCGGGGAGAGGCCUUAUGAGUGCAAGGUGUGCGGGAAAGCCUUCACGUGGAGCGCAAGUUUCAUUCAGCACCAGAAGUUGCAUGCUCGCAAGAAGGCCACCCAAGUGACAGGGCCAGCCGCAGUUGGGCCCCACUGCCCUGCUUCUGGCCACCCCCCUCUGCCUGCCCAGCACCAGCGCUUUGCCCCCUCCAGGCCAGUGGCCGCCCCGCCUUCCCCACACCCCGCACUCCUUCCUCCCUCCCUGCCUCUCUUUGUGCUGCUCCCCUCGUCUGAAAUGGCUAGUUCUUCCCCUGUUCAAAUAGUGCAUUUCUUUCAGGAUCUCACUUCCCCUAGGAGCCUGAAUCCUUUGUCUCACUCCCCAUAAGCUCCUUCAUGUGCUCGAAAACCCACCCACCUAGAGUUACCAGUUUCCCUGGGCUCCUGACCAUGCCUGUGUUUGUCUUCUGAGCUCGUGGAGUCAUUAUUGUUUUCCCAACUCCAUUUGUGUUCUCACGUGUUAAGAACCAUGUUUGACUCUUCUCUUCCAUCCCCUGGGUGGGAAAUGGUAGGAGUUGUCCUUUAUGGUGUCCAGUUUGGGCGUGUACCCGUCAGUCUGCACCUGCAUUCUCUACUAGACUUGGUAGAGUUUACAGAACACUUUGGGGCUUAGGGGUAUGGCAUUCCAAUGACAUGGCCUGUUGUGAUUCAAGAAAUAUGGGAGGAGGUAAGCAGAGAAAGUAUCCAGUGAUGGCUUUCAGGAAUUAAGGAGGGCCAUUUGGUGGGGCAGUAGCAAGGCUCACCGUGUGGAAUCGGAGCCCAGGACUUCUUAUUAUCUCGAUAAUGACCAUGAUGAGGAUCCUGUGUAACUAAGCAAUAAACCAAGGAAAUAACCAGUAAAAAGAAUAUGAAGUGAUGAGUCAGCAUUGAUAGCAAGAAUGUAAAAUCAUGUUUCUAAACUUGAUUGGAAGGGGAUGUGGCUUUUCUGUUUGGGUUCCUUUUCUUUCCUGUCCACAUCCUUGUUUAAUUUCAGUGCCCACUCAAACAUGUAGGUACGAAAGUAUUUGGGCCUGUGCAGUAGAGGGCAGGUGCCUGGGUGUAGCCAUCUCUCAAUUACACGUGGAGUGAACCUUUUGGCAUCACACUGGUGAGCCUCUGAGGGAGGGAGAGAAAUCUGACCCUGACUUGCAGUAGCUCUUGCCUCAGAAGGGAGUUCAUAACUAAUCAUACACACACGCAGAUGUGUUCUCACACCUGUUCCACGUCCUCUCUGAUUAAAUCUGAAUUUUUGAGUCCUGAUACUUUUAAGUUAAUUUUAUAAUGAACUACUUUGAUAACACGAAGAAUUGUAUAUGGACACUAAUCUUUUUUUUUUUUUAGAUUUUAUUUAUUUAGAGCGUGCAUGAGCUGGGCAGGGUGGAGGGGGUGGCAGGGCAGAGGGAGAAGAAAAGGGGAGAAUCACUAAUCGUAAGCAGACUCUGUGUGGAGCGCUAGUCAGAUGCAGGGCUCCAUCUCAACCCUGAGAUCUUUACGUGAGCUGACAUAGAGUCCCACACUCAACCCACUGGGCCAUCCAGGCGCCCCCUGUUGGUGGGCACUAAUCUUACUAGAUGUUAUGAUGUCACUGGUUUGGCCAUACUUUUCAUCUAGUGGUAUGGGCCCUGAUCCUUCUCACAAUCACUGCUUCAGGACAGUGUAGCAACAUGGGAAGGUACUUUAAGUAGUUAAGCAGGAAUACAGCACUAAGGAAAAGAUACGUACACUGUUAUGAUAACACCAUACAAUUAUGUCUGCAAGGGAGGGCAUAAAGAAAUAUUUUGGUUUUGGCUUUGGUUAGGCUUAUUGAGAUAUACCUUAUAGUCUUUACCCUUUUAAAGUAGACAGCUUGGUGAGGUUUGACAAAUGAAUACAGUUGUGUAAUCAAGAUAAAAUUUCCAUCACCCUCAGCAUAGGGAGAAAUUUAAAUGGUUUGUGGGAUGUUGGAGAUUUUUCUUUAUUUUCUUCCUUGAUAAGGUUUGUAUAAUACAUAGAAUUCAGGAGAAGAAAAGGCAGAAACUAAACUUACCUUCCCAGCUGCAGUCAGAGCUUCCAGACUGCAAAAUGCAAAGAUCCCUCACCUAGAAUCACUGUUUAGAAAAGCAGUCAAAAUGUAGGAAAAUGACAAUGACUGUGGUUUCUUUGUCAUUAUUUCUCUGUCACACACACACACACGAGAUGUAUAUAAAUGUCCUAUUUAUUUCCCACAAACACUAUGCAACAGGGCCUCAGGUUUUCUGGGAGGAUUAUAGCAAGGAAGGGGGGGAGGGGUGGUAGUGAGAGGCUCUGAAGCUAGCCAGACCUCAGAAAAGCAGAACUUCUAAAUGUAGUUUAAGAUGAGAAGAAAGCAAGGAGCGUAGGGAAAAAUAAAUAUGAGCUCUGGGCUGAAAAAUGGCUUUGGAUUUCUCACAGCCAAUAGAUUUAUGGGUUUCUGAUGAUGAUGACUUAUUUUCUCAUUUAUUUCUUUCUUUAUUCAUUAAUUCAACAGGCAUGUAGGGUUCCCCCCAUUGUCGCACAAAUGUGCAAUACAGCCUCCAUAGCACUUAGUACGUGCAAAAAGAUGAAUGAUGUGCCAUUCUUUUUAAUGCAGGGACCAGUGUUGCAAGGUUGUCUGGCACUUAGUAGUCACUCAGAUGUUUUUUGACAAGGGUCAUGUGUAGCUCACAGAAAGGACAGAUGUGUAAAAAUAAACUCAUACAUGACUUAAAAUCCAAUGUAGAGUUCUUCCAAGAGUUUUAUUUUCUCUGAAAGUGAAAUGACUGUAAACGUGCUGACUCCUCCCUCCCUCCCAAACUUACUAGUUUAACACGAGCAAGAGGACUGCCCACAUCCUUCAGGAAAGGGGUAUGGGUAUCAUGUUACCGGAAUUGUUUAGUUUUGAGACUUUUGCCUUUAUCAGUGAGUUGGCUAUGUUAUUUGAGACCCUUUAAAAAUAACAGAAGCCUAUUUCAAUGAAUGUAAGUACACUUAAUUUUAAGGAUUCCUAUGUGUAGCCUGGCACCAAACAAGAAUGCAGCAGGAGAUCUGGAGCCUGGAAAACCCAAGCAGGAACAACAGGCAGUCUCUGCCCUUUCUCCACUUUUUUUCUUCUUAAAAUUUGAUUUAUUUAUUUGAGAGAAAGAAUGAUAGCAAGAGCAGGGGGGAGAGGGAAAAGCAGUCUCCCUGCUGAGCAGGGAGUUCGACGUGGUGCUCGAUGUGGGGCUUGAUCCCAGGACCUUGGGAUCAUGACCUGAGCUGAAGGCAGACACUUAGCUGACUGAGCCCCCCAGGCGCCCCUCUUUCUUCACUUCUGAUUCCUCUCCCCUCUUUGCAGUGCUGCUCGCUCUGUCCCUAGGCACACAGCAGAAUUUGCCAUGGGUUAGAAUUGAUCACAUCCUAG